CGCCGCGGCUCCGCCUUCACAAAAAAACCCAUCUCCAGUCGUCGACAGAACUUUGCAGUUAAACACUUGAUUUGUUUUAGAUGGAAAAACAAUUAAAAUGAAGGGUAGUAGCAUGUGAAAGUAUCUGCUGCUGGUCAAACGUCGUUUUUUUGGUGGAAAGAUGCACGCGAGCUCGUAGCCAAAGAACUGACACCAGAGCUGCUGUUUUCCUGCUUGUUAAAGAGGUCCUUCCUGUUCAAUCAUGGCCCGCGGCUGCAUCUGCUGUGUGAAAUACAUGCUCUUCCUCUUUAACCUGCUUUUCUGGCUGGGAGGAUGUGGUUUGUUGGGUGUUGGUGUGUGGCUUUCAGUUUCCCAGGGCAGCUUUGCCACCCUGUCGCCCUCCUUCCCCUCGUUCUCCGCAGCCAACCUCAUCAUCACCCUCGGCACCGUGGUCAUGGUGACGGGGUUCCUGGGCUGUCUGGGUGCCAUCAAGGAGAACAAGUGCCUGCUGCUGAGUUUCUUCAUCGUCCUGUUGAUCAUACUUUUGACUGAACUUAUCCUCCUCAUCCUCUUCUUCGUCUACACGGACAAGGUGAAUGAAAAUGCCAGACGGGACCUGAAGGAAGGCCUGGCUCUGUACAACACAGACGACAACGUUGGUCUGAGGGACGCCUGGAACACCAUCCAGAGAGAGUGGAAGUGUUGUGGGGUGAUGACCCACGAGGACUGGCACRCUGCUCUGCACAACAACGCUGUUCCUGACAGCUGCUGCCAGCUGGUCUCACAGGGCUGCGGACGCAACGCCUCCAACACCUUCUGGACACGAGGUUGCUAUGAGAAAGUAGAAGAAUGGCUGGAUGACAACAGACACCUGCUGGGAACCAUUGCCAUGUGUGUGUUGGUCAUACAGCUGCUUGGUAUGGCUUUCUCCAUGACUCUUUAUCAGCAAAUCCACAGAGCAGGAAAGAAGUACGAAGCCUGAAAGGUUCUCUAAAGUUUCUGCUGGUUUGCAUCAACACUCGCCUAGGAUAGAACACACAACCAACUACACUUUGAUAGUUUAAGACCUCUCACUUUCCAUUCAAGAAGCUUUAACAGCCUGCGUGAAGAGAGGAGUUAAGAA
Molecule: messenger RNA, 1102 nt
Organism: Austrofundulus limnaeus
Lineage: Eukaryota; Metazoa; Chordata; Actinopteri; Cyprinodontiformes; Rivulidae
Product: tetraspanin-9
Exons: 9
Coding region: 242-961 (239 amino acids)
Cellular component (GO): plasma membrane
Source: RefSeq, a predicted model, not a curated record